CGAUGUCAAAAAUCUUCGGAGCCCAGGACGGUAAGACUGAUACUUCGAAAAAGUCUGAAAAGUCUGUUCAUGAGAUGCUAUAUGGCGAGAGAAGUUUUAACGAUAUCAUCGACUCUCUCGAUCAUGGUAAUUCCGAAGUUCCUUUGAUGUGCAGAUGGUUCCACCCCCCUGAGAAUAACAUGGCCUGGGUCAAUGAGGAGGAAAUAUCGCGUCUGUUCAAGCGAUUCCGGAAAUACGCAGAUAGACUAGAGGAGCCAAAACUACUGGAGGAUGUGAAAGACAUCCGAGACAAAAUUGAGAUGAUUCAGUGCGUUCAUAAAGAUCAAGCCAAAGUCAUUGCCGAAGUCAAGAAUUUUCUCCAAUCUGAAGAGCCUAAGCUGCGCAGCACUGUGAAUGACAUAGCAGCCAGAUUCAAAGUAAUAGAUGAUCACGCAAAGUCUGUUGAGAGCAGCCCCGUUCAUCUAGAGAAGAAGCGGAGGAAACAGCAAGACAAGGAAAAUCUACCUCUAUCUUUCAUGAAUUCAUUCCUUGCCAUCUCGGUAGCACAGUUCCCGCAUGAUCAAGAGUCUGGAGAUAUCUCGUGGCCUCUAUCCUACCUCUGCGGUCUUCUAUUUGGUGUCUCAUUCGCUGUCAUCAUCCCUCUCAUCCUUCUUGCCUUUAACAUCAAAUGGUUGACUGCGCCCUGGACUACCUUCCGCGAGGUAUGGUUGUGCCGUCUUAUGCUCAACCUUCUGUCGUUUCUGAAGCGCUUUCGUGGCUUCCGUCCCCUCGCUGCAUGGGGCAAUGAACGGGAGCAGCAUCUGGUACUUGGUUUGAUAGACUAUUUUGUGGGCUAUAAUGUUGGCGAUGAAAUGAUUAAUCACUUAAAGCAUAUUAUCGCGAGUGAUUGGGGAGCCUCACCUGCCAACGUCUCGGGCGCGGGACUAGAUAGCAGCUCGUCAAUAUCGGACGGUCUUCGCCAUUUGAUAUAUAGAAGCUACAAGCGUGAAGAUGAGGAUGUUCGGGUGUCAAUUGCAAGCUCAACGAUGCGGGGCAUACUUGGAGAUAACGCAUCUGACGAUGAGAGCGUGGAUGACGAGGAUGAGAGGCGGCGAGAUUACAAGAAGCUAGAGAAGGCGGUGCCGAACAGGUACUAG
This is a messenger RNA of Durotheca rogersii, 1136 nucleotides long. RefSeq lists its product as uncharacterized. The transcript has 8 exons. The annotation marks the transcript as partial. NCBI's taxonomy places the organism in Eukaryota, Fungi, Ascomycota, Sordariomycetes, Xylariales, Xylariaceae. The record is from RefSeq and is a predicted model, not a curated record.